GACGUCACGGGGCCGGGUUCCCAGGAUUGCUGCGGGAGUCGGAGGCUGCAGGGCGGGGAGAGUGUGGCCCAGGCUGCCGGAGCGGACACCUAUCAUUUGGAGACACCCGGCACGGCUGUGUUUGGGACGUGCGCGUCCUUUUCCUUCUUUCUUCCUGGGAUACAUUAAACAACAACACAAUUGCCUUUAAACAAGUCCCGGGAGUUCACGCACAAACGAGAGCCCUCCGAGCGGUGCGAUGGAGGAUGGGAAGCCGGUGUGGGCGCCCCACUCAACGGACGGGUUCCAGUUGGGAACUAUAGUGGACAUCGGCGCCGACAGCCUCUCCAUCGAACCUCUCAAACAGAAGGGAAAGACGUUUCUGGCGGCUGUAAACCAGGUGUUCCCUGCAGAGGACGACGUCAACAAACAUGUGGAGGACAACUGUUCUUUGAUGUACUUGAAUGAAGCCACUCUGCUCAACAACGUGCGCGUGAGAUACAGCAAAGAGAAGAUUUAUGUGAACGUUGUAGCCAACAUCCUGAUUGCAGUGAACCCGUACUAUGACAUCCCAAAGCUUUACUCGGAAGGCACCAUCAAGCAGUACCGAGGCCGCUCGCUGGGCACGCUGCCGCCGCACGUCUACGCCAUCGCUGACAAGGCGUACAGAGACAUGAGGGUCCUGAAGAUGAGUCAGUCCAUCAUCGUCUCAGGGGAGUCCGGGGCCGGGAAGACCGAAAACACCAAGUUUGUGCUCAAAUACUUGACCUCCUCGUAUGGAACCGGGCAGGACAUCGACGAGAGAAUCGUGGAAGCCAACCCGCUGCUGGAGGCUUUCGGAAACGCGAAAACUGUCCGGAACAACAACAGCAGCCGCUUCGGAAAGUUUGUGGAGAUCCACUUCAAUGAGAAGAAUACGGUUGUGGGCGGCUUCGUGUCGCACUACCUGCUGGAGAAGUCGAGGAUCUGCAGGCAAAGCAAAGAGGAGAGAAACUACCACAUCUUCUACCGGCUGUGUGCCGGAGCCUCCGAGGACAUCAGGCAGAAGUUCCACCUCAGCUCCCCGGACACGUUCAGGUAUCUGAACAGAGGAUGCACUCGCUUCUUCGCCUCCAAAGAAACAGACAAACAGAUCCUGCAGAAUCGCAAGAGCGCAGAGCACACGAAGUCGGGCCCUCUGAAGGACCCGCUGCUGGACGACCAGGGCGACUUCAACAGGAUGUCCGUGGCGAUGAAGAAGAUCGGCCUGGACGACACGGAGAAGCUGGACCUGUUCAGGGUGGUGGCCGGCGUGCUGCACCUCGGCAACAUCGACUUUGAGGAGGCUGGAAGCACAUCAGGUGGCUGCACCAUCAAGAACCAGUCGAGUCAGACGCUGGAGCACUGUGCCGAGCUGCUGGGCCUGGAGGAGGAGGACCUGCGAGUCAGCCUCACCUCCAGGGUCAUGCUCACCACAGCAGGGGGCGCCAAAGGAACGGUGAUCAAAGUGCCUCUCAAAGUGGAGCAGGCCAACAACGCCCGAGACGCUCUGGCGAAGGCCGUGUACAGCCGCCUGUUCGACCACGUGGUGACCAGAGCCAACCAGUGCUUCCCCUUCGAAUCCUCCGCCAACUUCAUCGGCGUCCUGGACAUCGCUGGCUUCGAGUACUUCGAACACAACAGCUUCGAGCAGUUCUGCAUCAACUACUGUAACGAGAAACUGCAGCAGUUCUUCAACGAGCGCAUCCUGAAGGAGGAGCAAGAGCUGUACCAGAAGGAGGGUCUCGGAGUCAAUGAGGUUCACUAUGUCGACAAUCAGGACUGCAUAGACCUGGUGGAGGCGAAGAUGGUCGGCAUCCUGGACAUCCUGGACGAAGAGAACCGACUACCUCAACCCAGCGACCUGCACUUUACCGACACCGUGCACAACAAACACAAGGACCACUUCCGCCUCACCGUACCCAGGAAGUCUAAGCUGGCAGUCCACAGGAACGUGAGGGAUGAUGAAGGAUUUAUUAUCAGACACUUUGCAGGAGCCGUGUGCUACGAGACGACCAAGUUUGUGGAGAAGAACAACGACGCACUGCACAUGUCUCUGGAGGUUCUGGUCAGUGAGUCCAAGGACCGCUUCGUCCGCGAACUCUUCGAAAACUCCAACAACAGCAAAGACGUGAAGCAGAAGGCGGGAAAACUCAGCUUCAUCAGCGUCGGCAACAAGUUCAGGACUCAGCUGAACAUCCUCCUGGAGAAGCUGCGCAGCACGGGCUCCAGUUUCAUCCGCUGCAUUAAACCAAACCUGAAGAUGAUCAGCCACCAGUUUGAAGGAGCUCAGAUUCUCUCCCAGCUGCAGUGCUCCGGUAUGGUGUCAGUGCUGGACCUGAUGCAGGGCGGCUUCCCCUCCAGGGCUCCCUUCCACGAACUCUACAACAUGUACCAGCAGUACAUGCCUCCCAAACUCACCCGCCUCGACCCGCGCCUCUUCUGCAAGGCUUUGUUCAAGGCUCUGGGGCUGAAUGAGAAUGACUACAAGUUCGGCCUUACCAGAGUGUUCUUCCGGCCGGGGAAGUUUGCAGAGUUUGACCAGAUCAUGAAGUCGGACCCGGACCACCUGGCAGAGCUGGUGAAGAAGGUCAAUACGUGGCUCAUCCACAGCCGCUGGAAGAAGGUGCAGUGGUGCUCGCUGUCCGUCAUCAAACUGAAGAACAAGAUUCUGUACCGGACCAGCGCCUGUAUCCAGAUGCAGAAGACGGUUCGGAUGUGGCUCUGUAGGAGGAAGCACAAGCCUCGGAUCAACGGGUUGGUGAAGGUGCGGAACCUGAAGAAGAGGAUGGACCGCUUCAGCGAGGUGAUCGCCGGGCUGAAGGAGGGCAAGCAGGAGAUGAGCAAGCAGAUCCAGGAGCUGGAGAGCGCCAUCGACUGCCUGAUGGUCAAAAUCAAGAGCACCAUCAUGACCCGCAUCGAUAUCGACCACGAGUACCAGGCGCUGGUGACCCGGUCGGAGCAGCUGCUGACCGCCAUGCAGAACAAGAAGAAGGAGGAGGAGGAGCGCGAGCGGCUCCGACGCAUCGAGGAGGAGAUGGAGCGGGAGAAGAAGAGGAGGGAGGAGGAGGAGCAGCACCGCAAGCAGGAUGAGGACGACAGGCGCCUGAAAUCUGAGAUGGAGGUGAAGAGGAAGCAGGAAGAGGAGGAGAGGAAGAGGAGGGAGGAGGAGGAGCGGAGGAUGCAGGCGGAAAUGGAGCUGCAGCUGCAGGCCGAGCGGGAGGAGGACGCGUCUCGACAGACGGUCCUGGAGCAGGAGAGGAGGGACAGGGAGCUGGCGCUGAGGAUCGCUCAGAGCGAGUCGGAGCUCAUCCCCGAGGAGGUGCAGAACGACGGCGGCCUGCGCAGCUCUGCUGGAACCACAAUACUCAAGAGCCUCACCAUGGAGGAAAUGGCGAAGGAAAUGACGGAACUGCUGGCGAGAGGUCCACAGGUCCAGGCCUCCAAGGCUGCUGCCGGGGCCAAGAAGUACGAGCUGAGCAAGUGGAAGUACGCUGAGCUGCGGGACGCCAUCAACACCUCAUGUGACAUCGAGCUGCUGGCCGCCUGCAGGGAGGAGUUCCACCGCCGGCUGAAGGUUUACCACGCCUGGAAGUCAAAGAACAAGAAGAGAAACACGGAGACGGAGCAGCGAGCACCGAAGUCUGUCACUGACUACGCAGGUGGCGUGAAGGCGUUUGUUGCCCAGCAGAACCCGGGCCCGCCAAUCCCGGCCCGGCAGUACGAGGUGGCGAUGAACCGGCAGCAGCGCUACUUCCGUAUCCCGUUCAUCCGGCCGGGCGACCAGUACAAAGACCCGCAGAACAAGAAGAAGGGCUGGUGGUACGCUCACUUCGACGGGCCCUGGAUCGCCCGGCAGAUGGAGCUGCACCCCGACAAACAUCCCAUCGUGCUGGUGGCCGGAAAGGACGACAUGGAGAUGUGCGAGCUGAGUCUGGAGGAGACGGGCCUGUCGAGGAAGAGGGGGGCCGAGAUCCUCCCCCGGCAGUUCGAGGAGAUCUGGGAGCGCUGCGGCGGCGUCACGUACCUGCGCAGCGCCAUCGAGAGCCGGCAGGCGCGCCCCACCUAUGCCACCGCCAUGCUGCAGAGCAUGUUCAAGUAGACGUGCCGGCGGCUUCUCUGCAAACAAAGGGACAAAUGCACCAGCUACCUAACACACAGGCGUCAGAGCGCACUGCUCCAGGUUCUGACUGCAUUCACGUGAAACGUUUCUCUCAGCUGUCCUUCUGUUUCUCUGCUCGUUUGUUUUCUUCUUGCUGUUUUUCAGAUCCUCGCAGGAGGGAGGGGGGGGGGGGACGGGGGACGUUUUGCAUUGAACCCUAUGCAGAAAAAUCAUUCUAAAUUAUCACAUCUGGUAGUUUUACAAGGAAUUGUGUUCUCUGCAAGUCUUAACUACGAGGCCUUAAUACUACAACAGGGUUUAAAUGCCACAAGUAGGACUUUUUCUUUUCUUCAACGCUGCCUCCCCAAAACCAAACUUAAUUCCUCUGUAAUGAUUCCUGAUUAUUACACUGCAGUGUCGCUUCCAUCCUAACAGCUCGCUGACCCUCAGACCUUAAAGCUGCUGUUUACAUAGUCUCCUCCUGGUUCACAGACAAACUCUUGCACAAGUAGCCGUCAGCGAGGCAGAGCUGCACGAGCCGCUGCACGUGCCGCUGCACGUGCCGCUGCACGUGGCGCGAGCCGCUGCACGUGGCGCGAGCCGCUGCACGUGGCGCGAGCCGCUGCAGCUGCACGUGGCGCGAGCCGCUGCACGUGGCGCGAGCCGCUGCACGUGGCGCGAGCCGCUGCACGUGGCGCGAGCCGCUGCACGAGCCGCUGCACGUGGCGCGAGCCGCUGCACGUGGCGCGAGCCGCUGCACGUGGCGCGAGCCGCUGCACGUGGCACGAGCCGCUGCACGUGGCACGAGCCGCUGCACGUGGCACGAGCCGCUGCAUCACAAUUAAGUCAAUAAUUGCUAAUCCUUUUUCAUUUUACCUUUUUGUCUUUCCAACCGAAUGUAACUGGAGACCUCGUUGAUUUGUUCAUGUCGUGAUUCCUCUGUUCUCCUCACUGUGUGAUUUAAUGUAAAACUAAUGAGAGAAAAGUGCAAAAAACGUUCGACUUUGAGACCGAACAUCACUCGAAACUUUAAACGCUCGUCGGGGUUUUACUUUUUGGCCAGAGCAGUAAUUCAGCUCUGUGAUUAUGAUUUGUGUGUCUGCGUUUAUUAAGAAAAGCAGAAAAUGUGAAAUAAUUAUGCAACUGCUCCCGUCUGAGAGCAGAUCUGAGGAUAAAAACAUCUUUGAAUGAGGAAACUAUUUGCCAAAGCAGUGAUUCCCAGUUCAGUCUCACUGACAUCCUGCAAAACCACUUCAUAUAUUUGUUCAAAAAUCUAAUUUGAUUCCAAAAAUGUAAAACAAUAAAUCUCAUGUUGGAUGUUCUGCUGUGAGAAGCUGUACGCGCUCUGGAACGUGCUCUCUCUCCAGCAGGUGCAGUGUCACAACUGAAAGGGGAAAGUUUAUUUUUGAAACCGUUUCUACUUCACUCGCACGAGAAGCAAUAAAUCACGCAAACCAAGCGAAGAGGAAGAAACUAAACGAGCCUCCUUUGACGGGUACCGAUGUAAAGACAAUCCGCUGCUGCGAUGUUCCACCUUCUUCCACCUGAGGUUGCCAGGUUUGUUCCUGACCUUUCUAUUCCUUCUUGACGCUCUUCUCUGCGCAACACGGUGACGACGUAGAUUUGUUUGAAAGCAUGAAGACCGUUACAAAGUAGCUUAUCCCCUUUUACACGAGGCAUCAACAUGCAGGAGAGAAGAUGUCCAGGACACGAGACCCUUAAACAUCGAGUGACUCUCAACUCCGUCACUUUAGAAACGACCCAGGUGUAAGUGAACGCACCAUCCAGGCGAUGUUCCAGGACUUCACCUGGUAAAUCUGAUUUACGUUUUGCUGUUUCCUGCGAGGAAACACUUAGUUCAGCUUCAGACAGAUCUUCAAAGGUUUGAAUCUUAAAGCUAAAAAACAAACAGAUUUAAAAUGUGAAGAGUUGUUUGUGUGAAAGCGUGUUAAUGCCGAGUGUAACGGGGUCAGGUUACCACCUUGAAAUAUUCCAUUAUUAAAUGUACAAGAUGUCCUGCACCUGCUCCACACAUUACAAUCAUUCCUGGGGAAGCACUGCCUUUGUCCACUGUCACUUUUCUAACGCUGAUCUCUAACAGAUGAAUAAAAACAUUCCAUGUGUCACUCAG
This is a messenger RNA of Cottoperca gobio, 6230 nucleotides long. RefSeq names its product myosin VIa (gene myo6a). The record is from RefSeq and is a predicted model, not a curated record. Gene Ontology annotation, biological process: actin filament organization; actin filament-based movement; inner ear morphogenesis. Gene Ontology annotation, molecular function: ATP binding; microfilament motor activity; actin filament binding. The transcript is spliced from 35 exons. NCBI's taxonomy places the organism in Eukaryota, Metazoa, Chordata, Actinopteri, Perciformes, Bovichtidae. Bases 239 to 4099 code for a protein of 1286 amino acids. Gene Ontology annotation, cellular component: myosin complex; ruffle; cytoplasm.